Messenger RNA from Owenia fusiformis, 633 nucleotides. The record is from the annotation of a GenBank genome assembly. Lineage: Eukaryota; Metazoa; Annelida; Polychaeta; Sabellida; Oweniidae.
GGCAUCCUUGUCAAAUGACUGAAUCUCAGACAAGCUGUGUUUUGAGGGCAUCCAAUUGCCCACUAGAUGCUACAAAUCUGCAAUAGUCCAACUGUUUAGUUCUUUUUCUUAUAUGUUUUUAGAUGCUAAAUUAGAUGUAACUCUUGUACCCCUGUGAAUAACUGCAAGCUCAAUGGGCUGACCCUUUGUUGGAACAAUAAUAGGAUUUUUCUUACUUUUUUGUACGAAUAGUUGAGCUGUCGCCGAGUCAUGAAGGAAUGAAUUUUUUUGUUCAUCCUUACUAAGAGGAGAUGUUAUAUUACGGCGCAUUAUGUCAUCAAUUGAUACAUCUUUGUUUUGUCUUGGAGGGGGGGGGGGUUUGAUGACUGGAGAUACAUUUAUUUCAUUUGAAAUUCAUCAUCUCUUGGCACUUGUAGAUGGUAAUGGGGUGCUUGUCAAGGGAGGGCCUUCUGAUUCGCAACAGCCAGGUAUUUGCUUUAGAUUUGAGGCAGUAUCUGACAACAAUGUCUCUUCAUCAAAUGUGUCUGAUAUUUUUUUCUUUAGCUUUUUCUUGGGGAUGAUGGUAGAGGGUACAUCAGAUAGAGGGGUACUAGAUAUAGUAUUUGGGAGAGGGUGUUCUGGAGAAUGACACAC